Molecule: messenger RNA, 1992 nt
Organism: Aspergillus tanneri
Lineage: Eukaryota; Fungi; Ascomycota; Eurotiomycetes; Eurotiales; Aspergillaceae
Gene: MEX67
Product: mRNA export factor mexA
Exons: 3
Coding region: 1-1992 (663 amino acids)
Biological process (GO): poly(A)+ mRNA export from nucleus
Cellular component (GO): nucleus
Molecular function (GO): RNA binding; protein binding
Source: RefSeq, a predicted model, not a curated record
AUGAAGAACGGAAAAGGCUCCCGUGGCCGCUCCGGUGGUUCGGAUCGCGGGGGGAUUCGCAAGAGGGGUGCUGCUACAAAGAUUGACCGAGAUGGUGAUUUGGCAAUGGAUGCGGGCUCUGCUAGAAACCGUGGGAAGAAGUCGCGCGGUGAUCCCGGCCGGUCAGUUCAGGUAGGGCCACGAACGCGCGAUAGGGCCCUUGAUGCUAUUCAAAAAGCCAUAUCCAACACCUCAGAAUCUCAGGCAAACAUCCGACAAGGUGGUCGAGGGGCUGGUCUGGAGCAGGUCAUCGUUUGUGGAUGGAAGCAGAGCAAGGCGGCGUCGAAUCGGGACGGCGGCCUUGAGAGCCUCAUCACCUUUCUCGAGAAAAAACUCAACACAGCCGACUCGAAAACUGGCCAACGCGCAAGGAUAACAAAGUCACGGGUUGAAGGAGAUGCUCUUGUGGCAUCCAUCCGACCGGAGUUGUUGGAUAGAAUGCUUCAGCUCAAUGGAUUUAGUUUUGCAGGUGCGCCGCUUACGAUCGAAAAACGUGGGAAUGGAAUGCUGGACCAGCCAAUGCUGUCGGAAAUUUCGCAAAACGGUGGCACGCCUUCUGCGGCCGACACUAAAUCCAAGUUGACUGCUAUUCUGAGCAAGCGUUACUAUCAACAGUCGAGAUUGCUCGACCUCUCAAAGCUGGGCAGCGAUCCAGAACUCUUGGCCAUGGGCAUUUUCAGUAGCACUUCCACAGAAUCUAAGUUUUUCCCGGCCCUAAUGAAAGUCUGGGAAAUGAGUUUCGACAACUCCACGGCUCGGCGAGAGGCAGUCGAAAGUGUCAGUCUUGCUGAUAACAAGCUUGAAAAUAUCUCCGUCGUCACCACUCUAGCUCAAGCGGUUCCAGAUUUGAAAAAUCUCGAUCUGUCAAACAACAAUUUCAAGGAUGCGCAGGCUCUCAUCGGGUGGCGGUGGAAGUUUCGCAAUCUCGAGUUUCUUGAUCUCACCGGAACUCCUUUCAGCGCCGAUCCGACUUUCAAGGAUACCAUGCUCAAGUGGUACCCGAAACUGCGAGUGCUAAAUAAUGUAGAGGUUCGAACGGCGGAGGAAUUGGCGGCGCAGAAGAAGACCCCGAUUCCUGUUCAGGCGCCUCAUUUCCUGGAUGAGUCUCAAAUUGGAGAGAACUUUGUCAAGGCCUUCUUUGUGGGGUUUGACAACAAUCGCAGUGAGCUCCUCAGCGGUGUUUACGACAAGAACUCGACCUUCUCACUCAAUGUCAACACAUCUGCUCCGAGAGCCCAGCAAACCGAGACUGCAGGCUGGGAUCCCUAUAUCAAGAAAAGCAGGAACCUCCUCAAAAUCAACCAUCUUCCCGCGAGGAUGUCACGUACAUAUGCUGGGCCGGAGAAGAUCCGCGAACUAUGGGAGACCCUUCCCCAGACAAGACACCCUGACAUAGGAGCACACCCGGAAGAAUGGCUCAUUGAAUGCUUCCCGAUUCCCGGCCUUCCGGAUCCUUCCGGGCAGAGUGCAACCGGCGUCGGGGGACUACUUAUUAUGGUACAUGGAAAAUUUGAAGAGGUUAGCACGGGGAAGGUUGAGACGCGGAGUUUCGACAGGACCUUCAUUCUUGGGCCCGGUGGAGGAAUGGGCGGGAUUCGGGUAAUCAAUGAUGUACUGUGCCUGCGAGCAUACGGCGGACAUGAGGCAUGGAUGUCGGAGGAUCAACAGACAUCCCAGCCACCGCCAGUCCCGUCAGUCCCACUAGUCCAACAGAUAGCCCCCCCUGCUGCACCUGACGGCUAUGGGGCGCCAGCACCCACGAAAUUGGAGGCGCAAGUACAGCAGGAACGUCUGGUGAUGGAAAUGAGUGCCAAAACAAGAAUGACGCUACAAUAUUCGGAGAUGGCGCUAUCUGGAAAUGACUGGAACAUGGACGCUGCUCUCAAGAACUUUGAGCAAUUGAAGACUCAAGGGCAAUUACCCCCAGAGGCCUUCCUUCCGGGGGCUGUCUAG